UGGCAGCGAGUGAUUGCAGUCUCCAUGGCGGCGUUGCAGUGGCUCUAAUUCCGUGUCUUAAAUAUACUCCCCAAAGCGAGUGAGGGCAGAGAAACAGAAAGACAAGUGAAGGGAAGGGAAGGGAAGGGAAUUCAAGGAGGGAUCGAGGAUGAGGUAGCAGUGUUGCUACAGCCGCUGCUGCGGCCUCCCUCUCCAUCUUAUUGUUAGGGAUUGGAGGAGGCGAAAAAUUAGCAGGGAAAGCGAGCAUAACAAGAACGACAUCUUUGCUACUCAGUAGGAAUACAAGGAAAUCUCUCGAGAGGGGCGAGGAGGAGCGAUCGAUCUUGUUAUGGAUUUGAAGCUUGGUGGGUAGGAAGCAUGGCAGGGUUCUCUCUAGGUGGGGGAAACAGGCAGGGCGGAGGUGACGAAGGGAUCCCACCAGAGAGCUUAUUCCUCUACGGCAGCGGAAGCGGCGUGGGCGGCAAUAGAACCGAAGAGAUCGGCUACGGGAGAGGCUUCGAGCUAUGGCAGCAGCACCAGCAGCAAAUCCAUCGGCAACAACCUCAGCAACAGCAGCAGCAACUCUACAUUUCCUCCACCGCCGGGCUCCUCUCUUUCUCCGAUGAGCCGCUCCAACCUGGCGGAUCGAUCGAGCGCACCGUCAGCUUGAGGGACAGCGGAGGAGGGGGGAUGAGCUGCCAGGACUGCGGCAACCAGGCAAAGAAGGACUGCUCCCACAUGCGAUGCCGGACCUGCUGCAAGAGCCGGGGCUUCCAAUGCUCCACGCACGUCAAGAGCACCUGGGUCCCCGCCGCCAAGCGGCGCGAGCGCCAGCAGCAUCUCGCCGCCGCCGCCUCCUCCCUGCAGCAGCAGUCUCAGCAGCUCCGAAUCGGAGGCUCGACGAGCGGCGGCGGAGGAGAUGUUGGUGGCAGUGGAGGCGGGGAGCCCUCCAAAAGGCCACGGGAGAUGACCACCCAUCUAUCCACCGUCAUCACCACCGCAUCAUCAGGAGGGGAGGUGAGUUUCCCGGCCGAGGUGAGCUCCCCGGCAGUGUUCCGGUGCGUGCGGGUGAGCCCGUUGGACGACACCGAGGACGAGUUCGCAUACCAGACCGCGGUCAGCAUCGGUGGGCAUGUGUUCAAGGGCAUCCUCUACGACCACGGCCCGGACGUGCCGACCCCGUCGACUCCUCUCGCGCUGCACGGGGAAUCCUCGUCUUCCGCUGCCGCCGCUUCUAUCUCGACCGCAGCCGCUCUUGCCACCGGCCUGGCUGCACCUUCUAGCUCAGCUACCGCGGCGGCUUCCACCGGAUCGAUGGAUCCUUCCGCCCUCUAUCCGACGCCACUAAGCGCCUUCAUGGCCGGAACCCAGUUCUUCCCUCACCAUCCCAGACCUUAGAGAGCUAACGAGCAAGGCUAUAUAGCAUGGUAGACACUUCAGCUAGAGCUAAUAUUUUUACCUGCUUCUUUUAGAAUUUGGAGCAAUUGUUGGGUCUUAUUCUUGUUUCGAGUUUCCUACCUUGACAAUGCAGCGUCGGGAGUCAAAUCCUACUCCAUUCUAACAAAA
Molecule: messenger RNA, 1545 nt
Organism: Musa acuminata AAA Group (dessert banana)
Lineage: Eukaryota; Viridiplantae; Streptophyta; Magnoliopsida; Zingiberales; Musaceae
Product: protein SHI RELATED SEQUENCE 1-like
Exons: 3
Coding region: 358-1377 (339 amino acids)
Biological process (GO): positive regulation of DNA-templated transcription
Cellular component (GO): nucleus
Molecular function (GO): DNA-binding transcription factor activity; DNA binding
Source: RefSeq, a predicted model, not a curated record